Molecule: messenger RNA, 2372 nt
Organism: Guyanagaster necrorhizus
Lineage: Eukaryota; Fungi; Basidiomycota; Agaricomycetes; Agaricales; Physalacriaceae
Exons: 17
Coding region: 1-2064 (687 amino acids)
Biological process (GO): epigenetic regulation of gene expression
Cellular component (GO): histone deacetylase complex
Molecular function (GO): histone deacetylase activity
Source: RefSeq, a predicted model, not a curated record
AUGGUUGCCGGCCCCAGCGUACUGCACUUUGAGACGGCGAAUCGCGACGUCAGGCCCUCCAAAAAACCUUCUGGCUCAGUCCGAUCUUCGAGUCCUAAAGGCCCUCGCGCGUCGUCCAUUCCGCUCGUUCCUUCCCAGUUUACCGUCGGCGUCGUCUAUUCAUCAGAAAUGACCAGCCAUUUCUCACUUCAGGACCAUCCAGAGCAACCCGCUCGUAUCUCUCAUAUAUGGAAUACCCUUAUUGCCAAUAAAUGCAAUGCAAAGAUGAAGUGGCUCCCCAUUCGCCCAGUCCAUAAGCAAGAGGCUCUCCUGGUUCAUAGCGAGGAUCAUUGGGACAAAGUACAUGCAAUUCAAUACAUGACCCCCCAGCAGAUUGUUGAUUCAGAGGCGUACUACGAAACCCUCUCUUUAUAUGUCAUGCAAGGAACUACAAGAUCCGCUCUUCUCAGUUGCGGCGGUGUGAUAGAAGCAUGUCUGGCAGUGGCUGCUCCGGGCUCGUCUUUGAAAAAGGCUCUCGCGAUAGUUCGACCUCCAGGCCACCAUGCUGAACCAAACGAACAUAUGGGCUUUUGUUUUUUCAACAAUGUAUCUGUUGCUGCUCGUGUUGUACAGGAGCGCUUGGGAUUGAAGCGAGUACUCAUAUUGGAUUGGGAUGUUCAUCAUGCAGGCAAUGGAACUCAAAAGGCCUUCAAUAAUGACCCUAGUGUUCUGUAUAUAUCAUUACACCGCUAUGAAGAUGGCCGGUUCUACCCCUGCGGUACGUUUGGUGGCAUGCAGUCAUGCGGGGAGGGGCCAGGGCUUGGAUUCUCCGUGAAUAUACCUUGGCCCGAGAAAGGGAUGAAAGAUGCCGACUAUAUACAUGCCUUUCAGAAGAUUGUCAUGCCAAUCGCCAUAGAAUUUGCACCUCAACUUGUGAUCAUCUCUGCCGGAUUUGAUGCCGCAGAAGGUGACGAAUUGGGGCAAUGCCAUGUCAGCCCAGCUGGCUAUGCGCAUAUGACCCAUAUGUUGUCAGGAUUAGCAGGCGGGAAGGUCGUUGUCGCACUAGAGGGAGGCUAUAACAUCAAUGCAAUCGCGAAAUCAGCACUCGCAGUGACUCAAGUCCUUUUGGGUGAAGCACCACCGGAGCUACCACCUAUGACGGCGGGUGAAUCUGCGACAGAAACGGUCUGGCUUGUGGCCAGAGAACAGAAUAAGCACUGGAAGAACGUGGAUCCCAAAACUUGUGAACCCAGGAAAGACUUUGAACCUGCUACUUUUUCGAUACCCGAAAUAUUGAAGGCGCAUCGCCAACACUAUCUAUAUACCAAUUAUGACAUGAUGCAGAUUCCUUUACUCUCUGACUACCUCGAUGAACGGUUUUCGAUGCAAAUCAUGUGCACACCAGAUUUGUUAGACAACAAGACCAUGGUCAUCUUCAUCCACGAAUUUGGAAACUUGCGGACGGAGCUGGAGUCAUCCGCAACAUGCAACCUGGAAUUAGAACGAUCAUACUUGGUCGAUUUUUCGAAAGAUUUCAUAGCAUGGGUCAAAAAACAAGGGUAUUCUUUGCUCGAUAUCAAUCAGUUUCCAAAGCCCUUUGCGGCACCCGCCAGGCGCUCGCAAGCAACAAAGGACCCAACAAAAGAGGUUUUGGUGUAUUUAUGGGAUAACUAUGUCCAACUUUCGCAUGCGGAGAGAGUCGUCCUGGUCGGACAUGGACCUGGUUGUCAAUCAAUGAUGGAUCUUGUUGAUCAGAGGUGGAUGUCAGGAAACAAGCUAAUAAAGGGUAUCGUACAAGUCGUGGGGAAUUCCAAGAUUCCAACAGUCCCAAAAUCUGACGAAUUCAAAGCAUGGUAUUCAAACCAUUCUCUCGUAGCCGUCCCUUCAAGUCACCCCGUAUAUGGAAACAACUCUCAAGGGAAAAAGGAUGUGCGUCGACACGGUAAUGUCGUAGUUAUUGAUGAAACGCAGCCUAUCAAGCUAAUCAUAAGAGCUCUCCCGGCUAUUCAGGAUUAUGUACAGAUCGAAUUAGCUCGGUAUCCACUAAAAAAUGCAACCGCUCGGACGAACAAUGUUGUGCAAUAGUGCUGCUUCGUUGUGUUCUGCUAUAGAGGCAUGUCAUCCGGAUUAUAUACCUUGUGUCCUUUGCAGUACUAGAUCUGUAAAGUUUUAUAAUCGUGCCAUACGGUGAUCUUGUGGACUCCCAGAUUACGCCGGCGAGGUAGAGUUUCCCCAACCGGCUUUACAUCUCUUUUUCUUCUCUGUAGUGGUUAUCUAAAUAGACGUUGUCUUGUGCAUUCUCUGCCCGCAUCUCAGCGAGAGGCAAUAUCGACAAAAAACAUGCUAUGUAGAAACCCUUGACCCGCAAUAUCUGCCAAAGACCAUGAGACAAG